Vitis vinifera (wine grape) is the source of this 1624-nucleotide messenger RNA. RefSeq lists its product as uncharacterized. The coding region runs from base 468 to 1397 and encodes 309 amino acids. The transcript has 3 exons. NCBI's taxonomy places the organism in Eukaryota, Viridiplantae, Streptophyta, Magnoliopsida, Vitales, Vitaceae. The record is from RefSeq and is a predicted model, not a curated record.
GGAAAUCCGCCCCCGCACGCGGACAAGGGGAGUGCGAAAUCAAAUGACUUGUGAUGUGGGGAUUUGAAUUGGGGCUUUUGGUAAUAAUGGAAAGUAUAGGGAAGGAAAGCGCGAAUACGUAAAAAGAAUAAAAUAAAAUUUCAGAAUAUUCGAGUAUAUCCAGAUAAUUUUAGUAGAUGAAAUUAUUGAAGCCAUCUGACGUGGAUCCUUGCUGUCUGGUCCACCACUCCUGACCCACCACAGCCUUACAAAUGUCUUGAUGCACUUCACCCAACUACUAUCAGCCACGUCGGAAGAGAAAUCUGGGCCCGACCAUCCGCGGCGGCUCGUUCGUCCACGUUGGCAGGCAUGGCCCCACCCCGUGGUCAAAAUCUUUUCACUAUAAAAUCCUUGUCUUCAAGAUCUAAACCCAAUCCACACCUUUUGAGAACACGUGAGCUUAAUCACACCUUCACAGAAAGGAGCCCAUGGCCAGAGCGACGGCGAGAAUUCCGGCCAUUCACCGGAACUUUUUGUCUGCUAAUCUUGAGCUUGGGUUUACCGCCGGACAAGCUGCGAGUUUGUCUGACAUGGCGUUCGGGUUUCUUGAGGACGGCGAAGGGUGGCCGGAGAGCUUUAGCAGUACUGGUGGGUGCAGUGAAAAUGGAGCAUUGGAUGAUGACGAAGAUGAUGCUGAUAAGGAGAAGAACUCUAGUAGUGUGGAAGAGAACAAGAAUUUUUGGGAGUCCCAGCACCAGAUUUUACAUACAACCUUAUGCAGAACUAGCUCUCUAGAAUCAGGGAUUCGGAAUGCCACCAAGGAGGCAUUGAAGGAAAUACAAAUGGAUGACAACGUCUGCGUCUGCCUGAGACCAGUUGUUGGUGGUUGCCGGAGUUGUCUGUUGAGAGAAGUCUCCGACCGUCUUCGAAAUGCUGGCUACAACUGUGCUAUCUGCAAGUCAAAAUGGAGGAGCUCACCAAAUAUCCCAUCAGGUGAACACACCUUCUUGGAUGUGGUCCACAACUCAAGCGCCAAGAAAGGAGAGGUGAGGGUGAUAAUUGAGCUGAAUUUUCGAGCUGAAUUCGAGAUGGCAAGAGCCAGUGAAGAAUACAACCGACUAAUCCGCAGACUCCCUGAAGUAUUCGUGGGAAAGGUAGAAAGAUUACACACCCUAGUUAAGAUCUUGUGUAUGGCUGCCAAAAAGUGCAUGAAAGAGAAGAAAAUGCACAUGGGUCCAUGGAGGAAACACAGGUACAUGCAAGCCAAAUGGCUUAGCACAUGCGUAAGGAGUACAUCAACAUCCAGCUUGCUGUCCGGGGACUCCGGCCGGUUGCCAAAGCCAAAGGCUUCUAUGUUGACUGUAGAUUUGAUGGAGAAGUUGCCUAAUAUGCAUUGUACUGCUGUCGAGGUCGUGUGAUUCUGUCCUGCCUGUAAUCCUUGAGUGUGAACUUGGUAGAGUGUACAUAGAGGGAUCUUCAAUAAUGGGGAAAUAUGUAUCUUCCUUCUUGCUAAAUUGCAUGCGAAUGCUUAGAGAAAAUAGAGGGACUGAAGUCUAGUUUCAAAAUUUUAUACAGUUAUAGACAUGAUUGCCGUGUAAUACUCUUAUAAGAAGGAAUGAAUCUCAAGACUGUGACUUGGAUCAAA